CAGUAAACUAUCUGAUGAACAUCCGUUCUGCUUCUGAUUACUCUCAAUCAUCACCAGAUUAAUCGGUGAGACGCUUCGGCGGUAUGUUCAGCAGCAGUGGUCGAUUUCCGUUCGCUACCGAAUAAAACAAAAGUGAGAUCAUGGUGAAGUCGUUAUUAUUCGGAGACUUUUGCUACAAACUAUUUCUUGUCUAUGACUAUUAAUUAUUAUUCUGAGUUCAAUACAUAACUUUGUACAAAAGUAUUAUUGUAAACAAACAAAUCGCAUUUUCUGAAAACUCAAACGUUUCACGAUCUCUGGGCAUCUGCAUCCAUUAGAUUUUUACAAUGUCUAAAGGUCAGCUGACACAUCAGAUUUCACCAGGAGAUCACAGCACCCAGGAGAUGGACCGCAGCGCGAAGUUGUCGUCGGACAGCGGGCCCGUGCGGCACAUCCGCCUGCGCGCCAGCGACUACCAGGGGGGCAGGAAGAGCGACAGCGUUAUAGACUUCAACUAUAAACCUGCACCAUUUACGCUCCGCUGGAUCAACGGGUACAACCCUCGCGUGAACGUCAUCAACCUCAACCACGAGGGCAGCACUAUCCUGUUCUACGCAGCUGCCAACUGCGGAGUGCUUUACAACUGGACCGCACGGCAGAUGAAGAUACUGCAAGGACAUAAACACAUGGUGACAUUCAUAGCAGCAGACGCUGCAGCCAGGUGGCUGGUCACCGCCGACUCGGGGCCAGAGAACAUCAUCACCAUCUGGGAAACACGCUCUAUAAUCCCCUACAAAACCAUAUUCUCUCCCCACGGCUACUCCAAACUGGCCAAGCUGGCGUUCAGCGCUGAUGCCAAGUUCUUGCUCACGAUGGCGUACUCAGAGAAGGCUGUGCUGCACUGGUGGAUCUGGACUGAGGGGCCUAACCAACCUCAUGCUAUCAAAGAAGUGACAGUGCAACACAACUCCGUGAUCAAUAUAAAGUUUAAUCCAGCAGAUUCGACUCAGUUCAUACUGGUGACCAAACACGAACUCUUUAUUGGUGUUUCGGGGAAACGGAUAUCUAACGAAAGAGGUGAACCAAGAGAGACAGAUGAAUAUGAAUUGAAAGUAAAACUGGUUGAGAAUACUGCGGGACCAGAAUUUGGAAGAGUAUCAUGCUUCACAUUCGUAGCUAACACGUGUCAGAUACUGACGGCCACGACAAAGGGAGCCAUACUGGUUUAUGGUUACACUUUAGAAUACUCUGACAAAGCCGUACCGAUGAGCUACGACAAACUUAAGUUUGUGAAGGUGGUUAAAGUGGAGAAGUACCAUAUAAAUGUCAUUUGCAGUGUUGACAAUAUGAUAGUGACGGGCAACGAGGGCGGCGAGGUACGGUUCUACGACGAACACCUGCUGCUGCUGUACUGGCUGCGCGGCUGCCGGCCCGACGCCGCGCGCUGGCUCAGCUUUAACCUCGAUGAGAGGAGCUACGAGCUGGUGUCUACUGACUCAUCUGACACUCGGCGCUGCCCAUGCUGGGAGAGCGUGGUGCGUGAGACGGACCCGGCGACUGGCGCGGCGACGCAGCGACUGGUGAGCAAGCGGCUGCCCACUGACGCCACCACCGCCGCCAGACCCUUCCUCGUCAGGGACUUUGUGAUGUGCACCAAAAAUCAAGGGAUUGGCUUUGUGGAUUUUGUAACGGAGCGAAUGACCACCAUCCUGGACUGCCGGCCAGCUCACGCCGUGUCGCUGUCGGUGCAUCCUGAGAAACCCCUGGUGUGCACUGGCUAUGCCGAUGGAACCAUCGAACUGUUCAACUUCGAAGAGCGCACUUUGUUCGCGCGGUUAAACCUGCGAGAACUCUUCACCGUCACUAUACAUCCCAAAAAGGAUUCUAUCAAAGUGGACAUAGAGGUCAUUGUGCCAACUAUACAUGCCAGUUGCCUCCAGUACUCGCCUUCGGGGUUACACCUUGCGUGUGGUCUGAGCAACGGGGAGCUAGUAUUUCUGGACCCAACGACAAUAACCAUGAUGACUGAGAAACCGUUCAAGGACACCAGUUACUCUAUCAAACAGAUAGCGUACAGUCCUGAUUCACUGACUUUGGCUAUGGCGGACGCAGGAAAAACCGUAUCAGUCUACCAAUACGACUGUGAGACAUUUGCCUGGUCAUUCAUCGGCAAGCACCGAGGCCACUACAAAGACAUCGCCAGAGUGUUAUUUUUACCACAAAUGAACCCGAAUGGUACCUACAAACUGCUGUCUAUUGGUCACGAUCGCAUCAUGGUGGAGUAUGACGUAGGGGAAAGCCGUGAAGGGGUGCUAGAGAUAUACAGCUUGGAUCGGUUUGAGCAGACGGCUGUCCCGCUCGACGCUAUUGUUUGGCCGAAUGUGAAUAAGAAGGACGGGCCGGAUAUGCCUACGGUGCUUUUGGCUAAUGAUGAGUACAAAUACAAGAUAGUGAAUCAUGCCACGACAAUGACGCUGGCCACAUACCUCGGGCCCCGGUACGACGCGCCAGUCUGCAAGCUGCGCCUGACUAGCCGCACCAUAGACAAUGUAGAAAACUGCUACCUCAUUUUUGCUACCAAAAAGGCUAUAGGUUUACAGAAGUUGCCGCUAGAUGGCAACCCGUGGAAGCAUUGCGGGAUUUUAGCUCAUCCUAACCAGAUAACCGAAAUGUGCUUCCGUGAUGACCUAGAAACGCUAUUCAUGAUUGGGGAAAAGGAUCCUUGUUUGUUGAUGUGGCGCGCUAAGUAUAGUUCCCCGGAGCGAACCACAGAGAUGGGGGGCGCGGCGCUGGAGCCCUACUACUGCCUGGUGGAGGGCGGCCGCCCCGGCUGGCUGUUCCAGGAGAUACGGGACUUGUUCUACUAUAUACAGAUCCUGUGCCAAGGCACGUUCUCCCCGGCCCCGCGCGCGGUGCGCGACCGCAUCCCCGUGGACUCCCUGCCCGACCUCAUGCGGGCUCUCGGCUACUACCCUUCAGAGUUUGAGGUGGAUAACCUACUAACCGAAGCGCGGUACAACGUCACCCGACAAAGCCCCGCCACAGAGGUGGACUUCGAGGAGUUUGUGAAGCUGUACUUGAACCACCGUCCGGCGCUCGGGGACCACUUCCAGAAGCUUCGCACCGCGUUCAAGUACUUCGCGAGCUGUCGCGACGGCCAGUACGUGCUUAGUCGCGAGGCGCUCGUGGAUGCCCUGUGUAGUUAUGGCGAGUGUUUCUCCGCUGAGCUGGCGGGGUACCUGUUGUCCGUGGUGCUCGGUGCCAGCCCCGACGACCAGGCCGACCCCGAGGCACCAGACUUCUCAUUUCUACCUGAGGAGCUGACAUUCAGUGAGUUUGUCUACGACUUGCUGGGGGUGCAGGGAGUGGAUAUACCCGAGGUGCAGUCCGUGGGAGCAGACUCAGUGGUCUCACAGACCACCUCCCACAAUGCCUCCCACAGCACUGCAGAAUCUAUAUGGCUACAGAAUGAAGAAUAGAGAUUAUGUACUUUUGUACCAUUUAUUUAUAAUACAUUUAAUUAUAAUUAUAA
Molecule: messenger RNA, 3511 nt
Organism: Plutella xylostella (diamondback moth)
Lineage: Eukaryota; Metazoa; Arthropoda; Insecta; Lepidoptera; Plutellidae
Source: RefSeq, a predicted model, not a curated record